AAUAUAUAUAUACACACACACCCUCGAACAUAAGACCCGUUAUUACUUAUUAAACACAGAGAAUUGAGAAAGGGGGAAAUAAAACGCGAGAAUGAACUUGGGGCAGGUGCACAUGAAUGGAGGUGAUGGAGAAACAAGUUAUGCAAACAACUCAUUUUUCCAGGAAAAGGCAAUUUCUUUGACAAAGUCUAUAAGAGAGGAAGCCAUAAUUAGCCUCUUCUCCAAGACACUUCCUAGAAGCAUUGCAAUUGCUGAUUUAGGUUGUUCUUGUGGACCAAAUACUUUGUCUGUGAUAUCGGAAAUUAUCAUCGUUGUCGAGAAGUUUUGCCAAGAAUUGAAUUGCUCAUCUACCGAAUACAAGAUUUUUUUUAAUGAUCUUUCAGGGAAUGACUUCAACAGCGUGUUUAAGUCACUUGACAAUUUUAAAGUGAAACUACUUGAUGAAAUUAUCAAAACUGAAAUGGGUCCUUGUUAUUUCUUUGGAGUUCCCGGAUCUUUUUAUGGUAGAAUUUUUCCUGAUCGAAGUCUAGAUUUCGUGCAUUCGUCAUACAGUCUUCAUUGGCUAUCAAAGGUUCCCGAGGGUCUAGAUAACAAGGGAAACAUUUACAUUAGUAACACAAGUCCCUCAAAUGUUGUCAAAGCAUACUACAAGCAAUUUCAAAAAGACUUCUCAAUUUUUCUCAAGUGUCGCGCAGAGGAACUAGUUGAAGGGGGUCGAAUGGUACUAACGAUCAUUGGAAGAAGAAAUAACGAUCCAUGUGACACGGAAUAUUUAUGCGACGAUUGGGAGGUUUUGGCUACUGCUCUAAAUGAUAUGGUAUUACAGGGGUUUAUAAAGGAAGAUCAAGUAAAUAAUUUUAACAUUCCUCAUUAUUAUCCAUCUCCAUAUGAAGUUGAAUUGGAAGUUCUCAAUGAAGGAUCAUUUGUCAUCAAUCGCAUAGAGUUGUUUGAAACAGAUAUAAGUGCUUCUAGUGAUAAAAGUGAUUUUGAUAGUGAAUCUAAAAUGUCUCGAUUAUUACUUUGUGACAAGAUUGGAUAUAAUGUCGCACGUUGCAUGAGAGCUAUUCUUGAACCUUUACUAGUUAGCCACUUUGGUGAAGCUAUCAUUGAAGACAUUUUUAAUCGUUACUUGGAAAUUUUGAUUGAUCAAAAACCCAAGGAGAGAAAGAAUUCUGUUAAUGUUACCAUAUCAUUGACAAGAAAGGGAUAGUAUAAGCAGAUGUGGAUUGCCGACAAUCAAUGCAGCUACCCACCGUUAAUAAAAGAUGGAAAAUGAUAAUUUUUAGGUGAAUUCUUCGGUACACGUAUUAUGUGGAAGUGUACCAGUACACUGCUGAGGUGGCAAACAUUUAAUGCAUAUUUUAUUUCUUUAUUAAGUUUUCUAUUUUAAACACUACUUUUUAAUAUUUGCAAAUGUAUCAUUCACAUUAAUAUAAUCAUCAAUCAUGUUCCACAAUAAAUCAAAGCAUAUCAAAUCUUUCAACCUAGUUUUUUUUUUUUUAA
This is a messenger RNA of Trifolium pratense (red clover), 1503 nucleotides long. RefSeq names its product salicylate carboxymethyltransferase-like. The transcript has 4 exons. The record is from RefSeq and is a predicted model, not a curated record. NCBI's taxonomy places the organism in Eukaryota, Viridiplantae, Streptophyta, Magnoliopsida, Fabales, Fabaceae. Gene Ontology annotation, molecular function: S-adenosylmethionine-dependent methyltransferase activity. Gene Ontology annotation, biological process: methylation. Bases 92 to 1210 code for a protein of 372 amino acids.